AUGGGUUCUAUCGUGUUACCCCACCUCGAGACGGGCUGGCAUGUCGACCAAGCUAUUCUGAGCGAGGACGAGCGCCUGGUUGUCAUUCGGUUCGGCAGAGAUUACAGCCCGGAGUGCAUGCGACAAGAUGAAGUCCUGUAUCGCAUCGCCGACAGGGUAAAGAACUUUGCUGUCAUCUAUCUCUGCGACAUUGACAAGGUUCCCGACUUCAACACCAUGUACGAGCUCUACGACGAGUGCACGCUCAUGUUCUUCUUCCGCAACAAGCACAUGAUGAUCGACCUGGGAACGGGCGACAACAACAAGAUCAAGUGGGUGAUGGAGGACAAGCAGGAGCUGAUCGAUAUCAUUGAGACGGUGUACCGCGGAGCGAAGAAGGGCCGGGGUCUGGUGGUUAGCCCCAAGGACUAUUCGACGAGGCAUCGAUAUUAA
This is a messenger RNA of Canariomyces notabilis, 432 nucleotides long. Its product is annotated as 4A/4B type thioredoxin-like protein. The record is from RefSeq and is a predicted model, not a curated record. The transcript is spliced from 2 exons. Gene Ontology annotation, cellular component: U4/U6 x U5 tri-snRNP complex; spliceosomal complex; U5 snRNP. The coding region runs from base 1 to 432 and encodes 143 amino acids. Gene Ontology annotation, biological process: mRNA splicing, via spliceosome. Lineage: Eukaryota; Fungi; Ascomycota; Sordariomycetes; Sordariales; Chaetomiaceae.